GGGACACUAAAAUGCAUUUAUAUUUAUGGUCCUGGGGGUUUUGAGACACUUUAAAUAAUAUAUUUGAAAGAUACUUGUUCCACAAUAGUGGAGUAAUUUAUGCAUAGGUUGCUUUAAGAGGAGGGGAUUCUGCAGUGUUUUGGCAUGCAACUUGUUGGAUUUUUCUGUUCCCUCUUAAAUAUUAGCUUUUUUUUAUUUUUUUUGUCUUCUGAAGACUUAUAAUGUGUGUUCCAUACAGUGUAUAUAAACCAUAAAUACUUGUGCUACAACUCUGUAGCUUUUUGGAUUAUGGUUCUUACCUUGUGUUUCAGCAGCCUAACUUGUGCUUUUUUUUCUUCCAUAGUACUUUAAUCUUUAGGGUGAUAUGUAUGUAGAACUUCUGAACCAAGCCUUACUUGUAAUUUUUCUUUUCGGAGUCUGUUUUUAACUCUGAGAAUAUAAAAAUUUUUAAGGGGAAUGGGGUGCUUUCUUUCUGCUUAUUAUCUGCUUACAUUAGAGGAGUGCCUUGUGCAAUGUCUUGUAUCUGAAAUGUAAUAGGUAAUUCUUACAGGUUUUGUUCAAAAAAACUGGCAGCAAUUAAAGGAGUGUGUUGUGUGUUGAUUAUUUUUGCUUUCUUUUUAGCAUCUUUUAUUUGUUGCACUGCUAGCAUAUAACAUUCUGAGCUGUGGUUCAAACAGCAGUGUUCCACAAUGAAGGGGUUUUUUGUUGGUGUUGAUUUUGAUUUUUUUUUUUUCCCCCCCUGUUGUACAAUUGGCAGCUCACAUUCUGGAGCUCAUGCUGUUGCUUAGCUGACCUGUUCUGUUAAAUACGAGGAUGUCGUCCUGGGAAGAUUGUCCAGAUGACCGAAGCAGAAGUUCGGGGCUUAUGCAUAAAAUCACGGGAAAUAUUUCUUAGCCAGCCUAUUCUUCUGGAGCUAGAGGCACCUCUGAAAAUUUGUGGUGAUAUCCAUGGUCAGUAUACAGACUUGCUUCGAUUAUUUGAAUAUGGAGGAUUCCCACCAGAAGCUAAUUAUCUUUUCCUUGGAGAUUAUGUAGACAGAGGCAAACAGUCUCUGGAAACAAUUUGCCUAUUACUAGCAUAUAAAAUCAAGUACCCGGAAAACUUCUUUCUCCUAAGAGGAAAUCACGAGUGUGCUAGCAUCAAUCGAAUCUAUGGAUUUUAUGAUGAAUGCAAGCGGAGAUUUAACAUUAAGCUGUGGAAGACCUUCACAGACUGUUUUAACUGUCUGCCUAUUGCAGCUAUUGUGGAUGAGAAGAUCUUCUGUUGUCAUGGAGGACUGUCUCCAGAUCUCCAGUCAAUGGAGCAGAUCAGGAGAAUUAUGAGACCUACAGAUGUUCCUGACACAGGUUUGCUCUGUGACCUGCUGUGGUCUGACCCAGACAAAGAUGUGCAAGGUUGGGGUGAAAAUGAUCGUGGGGUCUCUUUCACUUUUGGUGCUGAUGUGGUCAGUAAAUUUCUGAAUCGUCAUGAUCUGGACUUGAUCUGUCGAGCUCAUCAGGUGGUUGAAGAUGGAUACGAGUUCUUUGCUAAACGACAGUUGGUCACCCUAUUCUCAGCUCCAAAUUACUGUGGAGAGUUUGACAAUGCAGGGGGCAUGAUGAGUGUGGAUGAAACUCUGAUGUGUUCCUUCCAGAUAUUGAAACCAUCUGAAAAGAAAGCCAAGUACCAGUAUGGUGGACUGAAUUCUGGGCGUCCUGUCACUCCACCUCGCACAGCUAAUCCGCCGAAGAAGAGGUGAAGAAAGGAAAUAAUGUAGAAAACACCAUCAGAUCUAUCAAGGACAAAACUCCAUAUUACAGUAUAUAAUAAGUGUGCACUGUAAAACCAUCCAGCCAUUUGACACCCUUUAUGAUGUCACACGUUUAACUUAAAGAGACGGGUAAAGGAUCUUUAAUUUUUUCUAGUAGAAAGAUGUGCGACACUGUAUUGUAACAAGUAUAGCUCCAAGUUCUAAUAUCCAGCACAGAGAGGAAAAAAAUUAGGAAAAAGCUAUUUCAAUUACAUAUUCACAUUUACCACGGUUUUUAAAGUUGACCAACAUCCCAGUUAAAAAUUGGUGUAAUAGUUAAACCAGAUGAAAGCAUGAUGUUCAUUUGUGUAAUGUGGUCUUAUUGUUGCUUGAUUGCUUUUACUUUGGUUAUUUUGUAGCUAGAAUGAUGCAAAUAUGGUAUCUAGUCUUAUUUCCUGGUUCUUUGAUAUGAGGAAGGGGCUUUCUAGAACAGCCACUAAUCUCUUAUCCUCCCCCUAAUUCCCUGUUUUUUCAUCAUAAUGCGUGUGCCCCAUUAUAAUGCAAAGUUUAUAGUUCACUAGUGAUUAAAAGGCAAACUGAGUCCCAAAUGCCCAGACUGGACAGCUUGGCAGCCAACAUGUAUCAAGGCAGAAAAACCUGUCCUGACAUUUUAACUUAAACUGCCACACAAUUAAUUUGUGCACUACACUAUUUUAAAUUAUUGACAUUACACUGUGCAAUGGCACUUCAUUUAACUUAGAUAGGGCAAAAAUGGUAUUGCCUAUUAGUUGGUAACUUGAUUAAGUGGUACCUUGGCUUUAGUUUUAUUAGCAUGAAACACCUUUGGCAUGCUUAGCUUCCAGGUAAUUUCCUACCUGCAUCAAAAUUCAUCUUACAUAGUUCCACAGAACAUGAAGAUCCUUAUUUGCUAAGCCUUUAAAAGAUGACAUUCUUUUUCAGAAGAGGGUGUGUUUAAAUGGACACUGUUCAACAUGCAAUAGGCUAGAUGAUGGGUGGUGAGCUGAAAAUGCUACAGGAAUGUCCGACUUUAUACUAAGGCUUGCAUCACUAAAGAUUCUGUCAUUUGGAUUUUCAUGAUCAAAUUUCAUAUACUAUUGUAUAGACUUCUGCUUUGUAGUGUACUAUAGUAGCAAUAAUUUCUGUACGUGAUCAAGAGUUAUGCAGUAUUUCUUUUCAGUUCUCUCCUUUAUUAAAAGAGUUAACAUUGGCAAAUGGUAAGAUACAGAGAAGAUACAAAAUAUAUAGUAGGAUAAAUGAAAGGCACAGAUUUGUGAUGCUUUAGGAUGCAAUACUUAUUGGAUGCAACUACAAAAGCUUUUAUUGAAUAUUGUCAAGUUCGUAAGAUUUUUUGGGGGGAAGGCUGCAGAUUUGUACCAUUCUAAAUGUGCAUCAGUAGAUGUAAAACUCUUAACUUCAGUAUUGUCUUUGAAAAUGUUAAAUUGAGGAUUCUAGUAACUUAUGUUUUAUGAACUGGCACAUUAUAUAAUGCAAGAGAUAUAUUGAUUUCUGACACAGUGAGCAAGUUCUUUAAAAUGGAUUUAAGUCUCUUUUCUAAUUCCAUUUUGUUUUAAAUGCAUAUUUUACAUGUAGGUUUUUUCAUUUAGUAAAAGUUGUCUAAUUCAUUUGAAUGAAGUCUGACUGGUUAUUUUAACAUACCUGACUGUUACUCAAAAUGUGUGGAGUUGGUUGUUGUUUUAAAAAAGGAAAUCUUACAAUCUGUCUGUUACUGAUUUAUACUGGGUUGGUCUGUGGUUUUGAACAAUGGUUUAUUUUACCCCGCUUUGAAGGAAACACCAGUUUCAGUGCUUAGAAUAAAAUGUCGAAAUAGAUUUAUUUUGAUGUUGUUCAAAGACACUUGUUCCUCAAAGUCAGUUAGGAGAAAUGUAUGAGAGUAACUGCAGUUUAUGACAAGGUAAUUAAUGAAACCUAAUCUGUAAGCACUGACAUGGUAACUUCCUGCUCUAAGUCAUUGCUUACUUGAGGUUUAAUUUUGCAAGUUUUGAAAAUGUUGGAUUUUACCAAGGGCCAGCCUCUGUGUUACCAAACAUCUGGAUUAACACUUUUCCAUUUUUUCUUUAGUUUCUGGAACAAUGUCUUCUGUAUCAUAAAAUGUCCAGGUGUAAAGCUGUAUGUUAUGUGAGUACCUAACAUGCUCGCUUGUGUUACAGAUGCUAUGUCAAAAGAAAAAUAAAGUCUUCGGGCCUUCUUCUGUGUCCUA
This is a messenger RNA of Cinclus cinclus, 3968 nucleotides long. It is a transcript of the gene PPP1CB, whose product is annotated as protein phosphatase 1 catalytic subunit beta. Gene Ontology annotation, biological process: regulation of circadian rhythm; circadian regulation of gene expression. The coding region runs from base 839 to 1738 and encodes 299 amino acids. The record is from RefSeq and is a predicted model, not a curated record. Gene Ontology annotation, cellular component: cytoplasm; nucleus. Gene Ontology annotation, molecular function: protein serine/threonine phosphatase activity. The transcript is spliced from 8 exons. Lineage: Eukaryota; Metazoa; Chordata; Aves; Passeriformes; Cinclidae.